Messenger RNA from Uranotaenia lowii, 975 nucleotides. RefSeq lists its product as uncharacterized. The transcript has 2 exons. The coding region runs from base 277 to 831 and encodes 184 amino acids. Lineage: Eukaryota; Metazoa; Arthropoda; Insecta; Diptera; Culicidae. The record is from RefSeq and is a predicted model, not a curated record.
AUUUCCCGGAUUCAGCACUUGGUGCCAUCUUCUCGCCAGUCGUGGAAGCGUUUCGUUUUUGGGGACAAACAGCCACUUCGCCGAACAUUUAUCAGCGAAUUUUCGCUGCGUCUGACGGUUUUGCUUGCCGUGUUGAUCGCGCACGAGGCGACGAGUAGCGCCAAAGGUUCCCCAAGGGAAGGUACGCGCGAGAGGAGCGAGUGGCGUCGAGGGAUCGGCGAAAGCAGCGGAAGGCGUUCCCGGUUGCAACCGGGGGAAAACAUCUUGGGUCAUCGGAUGACAAGCGAGGAGGAGCAACUUCUCCGGAGAAUCACCAAAGCGGCUGGAUUGUCGUUUAGCACGAGGAUCUGCGCGUUCAGCGGCCCAAGCCGGAGCGUGCAGGGUCGUCAGCAAAGGCCAGCGAGCCUCGAGAAUUGUGGCAUGUGGAUGCAGCGAUAUUGGCUAGGUGUGCAUCAAGCUAUCGCUCGUCGACAAUCUGCAGCCGGACAAACAGGCAUCAUUGACGUGGUUCCGGACAGCCUCCAGAUGGCAGGGCACUCGGAGAGGUGCUCCGACAAAAGGUUCCCGGGAGUCGGGUCAGCAGCAUGCAGAAAGGAAACAAUGUUCUCUAACGGAAAAUCGUACACUACAGGGACAAAAAUAUUGCUACUGCUCAAUUCAGUGACCCAAAAAUCAGAUUUCAGAAAAACGGUUGGCGACACAAAUAAUACGAAAACUUAUUGUGGUCGGUUUUCGAAAUGUGACAUGAUACCACAUUUGAAAAAUAGGAAUGGCGAUUUUUUGUAUUGGUACAUUUUCAAAUAUUGUGAAUGUAAAUUUCAUUUAGAGUAGAAAUGGAACUAAGAAAUAGAUUGAAGUAUAAAGACAUUUGGAUAUAUUUUUAUUUUUAUAGGCAUUUUUAACUUCUGAAUAACGAAUAACAUAUACGCAUACAUCCUUUGACAAUAGCUUCGUACUUUAACUUUAUUUGGACAU